This is a messenger RNA of Magnolia sinica, 3051 nucleotides long. RefSeq names its product glutamate receptor 2.8-like. Lineage: Eukaryota; Viridiplantae; Streptophyta; Magnoliopsida; Magnoliales; Magnoliaceae. Bases 1 to 2961 code for a protein of 986 amino acids. The transcript has 5 exons. The record is from RefSeq and is a predicted model, not a curated record. Gene Ontology annotation, molecular function: glutamate-gated receptor activity. Gene Ontology annotation, cellular component: plasma membrane.
AUGAAGUCAUUGAACAUGGUCUACAGAUCUGAAGGAUACCUGUUUGUUUGGCUUCUGGAGCUCCAGAUGAAGCACCAAGCCAAUCUCUUCUACUCUUUCUUCUACAUCAUUUGUGCUUUGAGCCUAUGCCAUAGAUCAGCUGUCGCCCAAAACAAUGAUCCCAAAAAUGCGACAGUGCCGGUGCAUGUCGGUGUAGUUCUUGAUUUGGAAUCAUGGUUCGGAAAGAUGAGUAUGAGCUGCAUUUCCAUGGCGGCCUCCGAUUUCUACACCUCCCAUAGUAAUUACACCACAAGGCUUGUUCUCCAUACCAGAGACUCAAAGAAUGAUACUGUUGCAGCUGCGUCCGCAGCACUAGACUUGCUAAAAAAUGUAGGAGUGCAAGCAAUUAUCGGACCGCAGAGGUCCGCCCAAGCCGACUUCAUGGUUGAUCUUGGAAGCAAAGCUCGUGUGCCCAUCCUUUCAUUCUCUGCUGUCAGCUCUUCUCUCUCUCCCAUCCGAUCUCCAUAUUUCAUCCGGACUACGCAGAAUGACUCCUCACAAGUAAAAGUGAUUGCAGCUAUCAUUCGUUCCUUUGGAUGGAGGUCGGCCGUCCUUAUCUAUGAAGACACUGAUUAUGGAAAUGGACUUGUUCCAUAUCUUGUGGAUGCCUUCGAAGAGAUUGACACACGGAUCUCUUAUAGGAGUGUGAUUCCUCUUUCGGCUCCCAACAAUCAAAUAGCUGGAGAGCUUUACAAGCUGAUGACGAUGCAAACGAGAGUAUUCAUUGUCCACAUGACGUCUUCCCUUGCGUCCCGGUUCUUUUUGAAGGUGAAUGAGAUUGGGAUGAUGAGUGAAGGUUACGUAUGGAUUAUAACGGAUGUUUUAACAAAUCUUCUUGAUUCCUUGGAUUCUUCGGUCAUUGAUUCAAUGCAAGGUGUAUUGGGUGUAAAACAAUAUGUAGCUAAAACGAAAGGCAUCAGUGAUUUCAUGGUUAGAUGGAGAAAGGAUUUCAGACAGAUGAAGCCCAACAUUGAUAGAGCAGCUCUUAGUAUUUUCGGCAUUCGGGCAUAUGAUACAGUUUGGGCACUGGCAAUUGCUGCAGAGAGAGUUGGAGUGGAGAAAUCCCACUUCCAAAAGCCAAAAAUUGGUGAAAAUUCAACUGAACUAGAGAAUCUAGUAGUCUCUCAAACAGGUCCGAAACUUCUUGACACCAUCAAAAAGAUGAAAUUCAAAGGACUGGGUUGUGAAUUCCAUCUAGUCGAUGGGGAGUUACCAUCCUCAGCCUUCCAAAUAGUCAAUGUGAUUGGAAAAGGAGAGAGGAAGGUCGGGUUUUGGACUCCAGACCAUGGGAUUUCACGAGUCUUGAACGUGAAUCUUAAGAAGAUGUAUUUAACUAACAUGGCCGAUUUUGGUCCAAUCAUCUGGCCAGGAGAUACGUCCACGACGCCAAAGGGAUGGGUGAUCCCAACAAGUGGGAAGAAGCUGAGAAUUGGCGUUCCUGUAAAAGAAAGGUUCACUGAAUUCUUGAAAGUGGAGAAAGAUCCUCUCACAAAUACAACCACUGUUAGCGGAUACUGCAUUGACGUAUUCAAAUCAGUAAUGGAAGCACUUCCAUAUGCUGUCCUUUACGAGUUCAUUCCCUACGAAACAGCAGAUGGACGGAUGGCUGGGAGCUAUGCCGAUCUUAUUUACCAAGUACAUCUUCAGAACUUCGAUGCAAUGGUAGCGGAUACAACAAUCACAGCCAACCGAUCUUUAUCUGUAGAUUUUACAUUACCAUACACUGAAUCAGGCGUGACAAUGAUAGUUCCGAUAAGAGAUGAUGAGAGUAAGAAAACAUGGAUUUUCUUGAAGCCUUUGACGGUAGAUCUUUGGCUGACAAGUGGGGCUUUCUUUAUAUUUACGGGAUUUGUGGUUUGGGUCCUUGAACAUCGGUUAAAUGAUGAGUUUAGGGGCCCACCUACCCAGCAACUCGGCAUGAUCUUCUGGUUCUCCUUCUCUACGCUCGUCUUCGCACACAGGGAGAAGCUGGUCAAUAACUUGUCCAGAUUUGUGGUGAUCAUAUGGGUGUUUGUGGUGCUGAUUCUUACAUCCAGUUACACGGCCAGCUUAACUUCAAUGCUGACGAUUCAACAGCUUCAGCCAACUGUCACUGACAUCUCUGACCUAAAAAAGAAUGGGGACUACGUGGGCCAUCAAAAGGGGCCAUUCAUGACGGAGUUCAUGAAGCACUUUGACUUUGAUGAAUCUAAGCUCAAGCCCUACACGACUCCUGAAGAUUAUGCUAAGGCCUUGUCGAAGGGAAGUCGUAAUGGUGGCGUUUCAGCCAUUUUCGACGAGAUCCCUUACCUCAAGCUCUUCCUUGCAAGGUGCGGCCAAAAGUACACCAUGGUGGGCCCAAUCUACAAAACUGGAGGAUUUGGCUUUGCCUUCCCCAAAGGUUCUCCACUAGUCCCAGAUGUUUCGAGGGCGAUCUUGAAUAUAACAGAAGGCGAUAAAAUGGCGGCGAUCGAGCAGAAAUGGUUCAGCCAUCCGACCACUUGUCCAGAUCAAUCCGCCACCAUGGCUUCAAACAGUCUUACACUCGCUAGCUUCGGUGGCCUCUUUCUCAUUGCCGGCAUUGCUUCCACAUCGGCUCUUGUAAUAUUCUCAGUUUCCUUCCUUUUUGAGCAUAAGAAUGUCUUGAUUGCCAAUGAUUCCAACAGCUCUCUUUGGAAAAGGCUAGUCGACUUGGCCCAGCGCUUUGAUAAAAAAGAACUCUCCGCGCGUACCCUCACAAAGAGUGACAAUAAUAAUGGAAUUAUGACGAUCAGCACUAGUCCCAUUCAGGCAUCGCCUGCUUCGCAGUGGCCAUUGAGCAUUUCCAACCCUACAAGUGGAAGAUUUGAUCCACAAGAAGAUGAAGAGAUAUCCUCUGUAGAUUUUGGAUUUCCAAAUACUAGUAUACCAUCUUCGCCAGAGAUGACCAAUGUAAAUGUUUAGGGAAUUCAUGACUUGCCUCUAAUUAAAUUUGUAAUUUUGAUUUGUAAAAUUAAUUUGUUUAAGAAAGAAUUAGGGUUGAAAUUAUGGCUA